Macrobrachium nipponense is the source of this 3661-nucleotide messenger RNA. RefSeq names its product zinc finger protein 148-like. The transcript has 4 exons. The coding region runs from base 454 to 2790 and encodes 778 amino acids. The record is from RefSeq and is a predicted model, not a curated record. NCBI's taxonomy places the organism in Eukaryota, Metazoa, Arthropoda, Malacostraca, Decapoda, Palaemonidae.
CAUGUGCAGAAAAAGAACGGAAGGAAGGCACUGGAAGUAGUAGUAGUAGUAGUAUUGUCCACGAAAUGUACGUAGUCUUGUAAACGCUUGUGUUUUAUCUGUAUCGACUGGCGCAGUCUUCGCCUUUUGGAAAAUGGAGAAUUAUGGUUUCACAGUGCUGAAUUCUACGGAAAUCUAAGUUUCGGUUUUUCUGGAGCCCGUCUACUAUCUCCUGUUGUUGGAAGGGUUUCACAGUGCUGAAUUCUAUGGAAAUCUAAAUUACAGUUCUUUGGAGCCCUUCUACUGUCUCUUAUUGUUGGACGGUGCAGUAUAUUCACCAAGAAUGUGACCAUUCCUAAGAAUAUGAAGUUUUGCAGAUUUUAUAGAAACUUAGAUGAAUGAAGAGAAACAGCUACUGAGUAGUAGACCCUUUAUUUGCUUUUCUAGUUGAUUUUGUUAUUAGAAAAUUCAAAGAUGUCUGUACGGGAAGGGACAAGACGGAAAAAGAUUUCUGUGCGUCAUAUGCUAGGAACAUGGGAAGGAAAAAUUGAGGGGUGCAAUUGUCCGUCAUGCAAAGAAUAUGAUGAGGAUCAAGUAUUAUCAGGUAUCAAUAAAAGCCCAACAAAAGGUGCCCAAAAGAGCGUAAAAGGAUCAAAGACAGUAUCUAAGAAAACUGUUAUCAAAGUGAAGACAACCAAAGUUGUGGUUGAUGUAGGCACUGCUGAUGUUUUUGGAAAAAAGCAUUAUAAUAAAAAAAUUCCACUUAAAAAAUGUGAUAAUACAAAUUUUUUGCAAGAUUUUGAAAGAGGUGAGGAAUGUAAUCGUAAUGAUAGUGAUAGAAAGCCUUUAGAAGUAAGAUAUGACUAUAAGUUGAAUGAUAAAUCCAUUUCAAGAGCUUCAGAACCUCUUCCUUUAGAUGUAAGUGAAUUUCAGAGUUAUUGUAACAAUAUUCAAGAAACUGAUGAUUCCAAUGCAACAGAGAAGGAAAGUGCAUUUCGCAAGGAUAUUAAUCUUAAGAGAGAAAAAUUGGAAGAAAGUGUACAUCAGGUGAACUCGAGACAGAAAAUGAUUAUUUUGUCUUCUAAUCAGAAGGUUCAGAGUAAAGUUAAACAAAAUUAUGAAGACCCCCCAGGAGAUGUAAUUCAGAUUAAGCAAGAGCCAGAUGAUUUUUUAUCAGAUGAUGAAGACUUUGAGAGAGAUGAUAGUGAAAGGCUUCCCAGUGAUGAGACCAUUAUAGACUCCAGAGUUAGAAAGAGAGCAAGAAUGGUGACAGCUGAAAUAGAAAAUAUAUAUGCUAAGCCUCGUAUGGUUUUCACAGGAAAGGGUGUUGUGAAGAAAAUUGAACCAGGUUUAGACAAAACUCCUAAGUCUAGACGUGGAAGGAAGCCCUCUAAGAAUCUUUCUCCUGUGAAAGUAAAGCAAGAGCCUAAAGAUCCUGAAGAAAAUGAAGACAGUGAUUUAGAUCAACUUCAGAAAGCAUUGACAGAAGCAGCCGAAAAUAUUGAUGUGGGAGAUGACUUCAUUGAUGCUCUGAAUGAAUUUGAUGAGGAGCCACAAGAAGUUAAAGUUAAGAAGAAAACCAGAUUUAAGAUGUUUAAGCGUGUCGAUUCUGAUGGUGACAAGUAUAUUGAAUGCAAUAUGUGUUUCAAGAUGCUUAAAGAAUCAUCUAUGAAACAACAUUAUAAAACUCACACUGGAGAAAAGCCUCAUACAUGUGAUGAGUGUGAUGCCAGGUUUACUAGAAAAGGAGAUGUUGAAAGACACAAAAGGUUAGUACAUAAAACUCAGAAGCCUUUUAAAUGUAGGAAAUGCAAACGAAAUUUUUCUGAUAUAAAAAAUUUGAAACUUCAUCUUCAGAAUCAUGACAAAGCCAUAUAUUAUGCUUGUAAUACCUGUAGAUUCAAGUUUGGGAAAAGAGAAUAUUAUGAAAAUCACAUACGAUACAUUCACCCUCUUCCAGAUGGAACUAUGCCUCUCUUUGGUGAUGUGGAUCAUGAUAUUGCCUUAGAACAGCUCCAAGAAAUUGAAAAUGAAGAAAAGAAAGAAAAGCAGGAAAAAGAAGGGAAAAGCAGAGUUGAGUCUGUAUAUCCAAUUAAAAGUGAAUUGGAAACUCUGGAUAAUGGUGGGGAAAAUGAUGCUGCAGAAAUUACAGUUACCGAAAAUGCAGAAGAACAUCCUAAGUUAAGGACACCUGACAAGGGCAGUGUCCAAAAAGCUCCAACAGAUAACACCCAGGACUUGCAAAAUGUUGAAGUAAGUGGCAAUGUCAGUUCUGAUACAUCCAGUGUCAAAAAUAGGAGUCAAGGAGGUACAAAUAUUACAGUUUCGAAGGGCACCUUAAGCUUUACUCAAACUGUAUCAGACAUGGGAACCCAAGAUGAAGAUUUGGUAAACAAAGUAAUUGCUGAUGCGGUAAACCAAGCAGCCAACACUAUUGAAAGACUUCAGACAGUUGCUGGAGCAAAUAUGUCUGGAAAUUACAUUGAUCUUGAUGAUGAUGAAGAAGAAGACUUGAUGGAUGAUGAUGAAUUUCAGGAUAUCUUAGACUCAGGGGGCUAUGAUAUUAUUCCAGUAACAGAGCAAAAGUCGUUUGAACAGCCGUCUGAAAUUCACAUCAGUGCUUGUGUUGGAGGACAGAAAAAGAAAUUUAUCAUACAAAUUCCUGCUGGAAGUAACUUCAAUGUCCAAACACCUGAUGGAAUGGAAAUGAUUGUAAGCAUUGUCAACCAGCUGUGUGGUGGCAAAGGUGAAUUAGAUGGCCCUGUUGAAGUUGUGAUGCAGAAUUCAGGCACAAGGACAAUCUUUGACUAAAUGACUGUUUUAUGAAAAAUAAUUUGGAAAAACUGCUAAUGCUGGGAAGCGCAUAUUGAAAUUGUAUUUCUUUUUAAGGAUACAAAAUGUUGUCAUUUUAAUUUGUCUGGAUGAGUAUGACAGACUAAUUGCUCAGGUUAAACUGAUCAAGAAAUGUUUACUAUUGGUUUAGGUCUCCCAGCUAGGACAGAAUCCAUGUUUUAUGUGACAGACCUUUCAUUAAUUGACUUAGUCCACUGAGACAGGUACAUGUGUGUGCCAGGGAGUAGUUCACCAAGACAGGUACAUGUGUGCCAGGGAGCUUUUGACUUUCAUAAUAAUGUACAUUUUCAUAUUUAUUCCUUUUCAAGUCUGUAUAGCAUCGUGCAAGUUUUUUGUUAAAAAGUACUGAUCACUGUUGUAAGAAGGCAGUAAGGCAGUCCCCGGUUAUCAAGGGGGUGGGGGGGGAAGAGUUCCAUUCUCAGCAGGGUGCUGAUAACUUGAAAUUUGCCAUUAACCGAAACUGCAAUUAACGGGUGCCAAGUUUCAGUUAUUGGCGCCUCUGUCAGGUAUGUUAUGGCGCCAUAACUAUUAUUGGCAUCUUAUGGUGCCGAUAAUUGAAACUCAGUCUGUUGAGAUGCUAGACAAUCACCAGAAAACCAGUUCAGCAUUGACCGAGACCCCUGAUAAUAUAACGAGGGACUGCCGCACUGGGGAUUUUAAACAUUGGAUGUGUUAGGGAGAUUUUAUGUACUUUUGUCUGACUGUUUGUUACUCAACCAGCAAGUGUUGAUUUUUAAUGUAGCAGCUGCAUUGUAUAUAGUCAUAUGGAUAUAUAUUGUUUUUCCUUUCUUCCAGUAUGUAUACAUAAUACACAUCUAAAUUACUUUAA